AUGAGAACAUCACACAGAUACCGCACUAGCUCUACUGCAAUGAAAGAUCAGAAACCUGAGAAGCAGAAGAUUAAGAAUGUUAAACAAGAAAGACGCAAAAAGUACGCAGAUUUGGCUAUCCAAGGUACAAAUAACUCCUCGAUUGCUUCCAAAAGAUCUGUAGAAUUAUUGUAUUUACCUAAAUUAACUUCAGCCAAUAAUUUUCAAAUGAACAAGGAUAAAGAAUUGCUGGAAUACUUUAAGUUUUUUGUUCCAAAGAAAAUCAAAAGAUCACCUUGUAUCAACAGGGGCUACUGGUUAAGAUUAUUUGCGAUUAGAUCAAGAUUAAAUUCCAUCAUGGAACAAUUACCACAAAAUAAAAAAGUAGUCAUAAUUAACCUCGGGUGUGGGUACGAUCCAUUACCAUUUCAGCUACUAGACACUAGUAACGUUCACAGUCAGCGGUAUCAUGACCGUGUUUCUUUUUUAGAUGUUGAUUAUUCUGAUUUACUGAAAAUUAAAAUUGAGCUAAUCAAGUCGAUACCUGAACUUGCUAAGAUCAUUGGUCUUACCGAGGAUGAUAACUAUAUUGAUACUACGAAUUCGGAUGUUCUAACCACAUCCAACUAUCAUGCCAGGCCGUGUGAUUUGAACGAUUCGGCAAUGUUUAGCGCAUUACUAAAUGAAUGUCAAUUGAACGACUCGAAUAUCAUUAAAGUGUUUAUCGCUGAAGUUUCACUGGCAUACAUGAAACCGGACCGUUCGGAUAGUAUCAUUGAUGCAUGUUCUAAGAUGGAAAAUAGUCAUUUUGUUAUUCUCGAGCAACUAAUUCCAAAGGGGCCAUUUGAACCAUUUUCUAAGCAAAUGCUGGCGCAUUUCAAGAGAAACGAUUCUCCCUUACAAUCUGUAUUGACCUAUAAUACUAUUGACUCGCAAGUUGAAAGAUUCAAUAGGCUAGGUUUUCCCUACGUUAAUGUGGGAGAUAUGUUUCAACUGUGGGAAAGUGCAGAUGAAAUGACCAAAAAGGAACUUUUAGAAGUAGAACCGUUUGACGAACUAGAAGAGUUUCAUUUGUUUUGCCAUCAUUACGUCUUAUGCCAUGCUACAAACAAUAGAAAGUUUACUUUUACUCAAGAGUUUGAAUUUGACAGACCAAUCUCCGAGACUGGGUUAGUUGUAGAUCGAAAAUAUCAGCUCCUAGAAUAUGAAUGCCCCAUCGAUAGGAGAUUUGGCGAUGCAGCUAUUUGUGGAAAUGAUAUAUUUUAUGUGGGAGGCAGUAACCCAUACAGGGUAAACGAAAUAUUGCAAUUAAGUAUCUCUCACGAUAAAAUGAAUGUGCAAAUUAUUGAACCUAGAAGCAAUGAACUUCCCAUAGCAAGAAUGUGUCAUACUUUGACAUCCUUUUGCGGUGGUAGCCAGCUACUACUCGUUGGUGGUAGAAAGKCCCCUCAUCAAGGCCUUUCUGAUAACUGGAUAUUUGAUACAAAGACAAAUGAAUGGUUAAUGGUUCAGAAGCUACAACAUACAAGAUUUAGACAUAGUGCAUGCAACUUAUCUGAUGAUAGUGUCCUGAUCUUUGGUGGUGCUACAGACGGACCGGCUAUGCUACGCUACGAUGUCACUGAACAAGCCUUUCAAGACAUAACACCAAAAAACACGUUCUUCGAAAACUCGCUAGUAUCAGCAGGGUUGGCGUUUAAUCCUGUAUCCAAACAAGGUGUCAUAUUGGGUGGUGGAUUCAAGGAUCAGACGACUGUUUCGGACAAAGCAGUUGUAUAUAAAUACGAUGCAGAAAAUGCCACAGAGCCAAUUACUGUAGUUAAAGAGAUUCAGCACCCAUUACUACAACGCUAUGGCUCCAAAAUCAAAUAUCUUUCUUCAGAAAAGCUGCUGAUAGUGGGCGGAACGAGUCCUUCAAGACUAUUUGACCACACUAACUCCAUAAUCACCCUUGAUCUUCAGAAUGAGACGGUAAAGUCCAUUCCUAUCCCAAUACACAUUUGGGAGGAUCAUUCCUUAAUGCUUAGCGGGUUUAACUUAGUCUCCGUAGCAGAAGACAUUGUUCACAUUAUAGGAGGUGGUGCCACCUGCUACGGGUUUGGUUCAGUAACUAACGUGGGUCUCAAGCUUGUAGAAAAUGGCAAUUGA
Saccharomyces eubayanus is the source of this 2127-nucleotide messenger RNA. It is a transcript of the gene PPM2, whose product is annotated as tRNA methyltransferase PPM2. Bases 1 to 2127 code for a protein of 708 amino acids. The transcript has a single exon. Gene Ontology annotation, biological process: wybutosine biosynthetic process; tRNA methylation. The record is from RefSeq and is a predicted model, not a curated record. Gene Ontology annotation, molecular function: protein binding; tRNA methyltransferase activity. NCBI's taxonomy places the organism in Eukaryota, Fungi, Ascomycota, Saccharomycetes, Saccharomycetales, Saccharomycetaceae.